Vitis riparia (riverbank grape) is the source of this 1341-nucleotide messenger RNA. RefSeq names its product cytosolic sulfotransferase 15-like. Gene Ontology annotation, cellular component: cytoplasm. NCBI's taxonomy places the organism in Eukaryota, Viridiplantae, Streptophyta, Magnoliopsida, Vitales, Vitaceae. The record is from RefSeq and is a predicted model, not a curated record. The transcript has a single exon. Gene Ontology annotation, molecular function: sulfotransferase activity. Gene Ontology annotation, biological process: sulfation. The coding region runs from base 31 to 1062 and encodes 343 amino acids.
CCAUUGUCGAUCUAGCUAUUCCAAGUUUUUAUGGAGAAAUCAGAAGUUCCCCAGGAAGAGCCCUGCAAGGAUGAUGAGUUUCAAAAGUUGCUACUAACCCUUCCUGAAGAGAGAAACUGGGAUGGCACUUCUCUCUAUCUAUACCAAGGCUUUUGGUACCCUUCUAUCGCAAUUAAGCCCGUCUUCUCCUUUCAACAACACUUCCAAGCACUGGGCUCCGAUUUAAUUCUGGCCAGCACUCCUAAAUCAGGUACCACUUGGUUAAAAGCUCUCACCUUCUCAAUCCUCAAUCGCACACGUUACGCUCUCAAGGACAGCCCCUUGCACACUACCAGUCCUCACGACCUUGUACCUUUCGUUGAGUUUGACGUUUACUUGAAAAACAAGUCUCCAAAUCUCAUGCUUCUUCCCUCCCCAAGAAUCUUUGCUACCCACGUACCAUAUGGAUCGCUCCCAUCUUCCAUUAAGGAGUCCAACUGUCGAAUUGUAUAUGUGUGUCGGAAUGCUGUGGACCAACUCAUCUCCUAUUGGCAUUUUGCCCUCAAGCUUCGACGUGGAAACGUGAAGCCACUCUCACUGGAUGAAGGCUUUGAAAAAUUCUGUCACGGAGUCCACAGCUUUGGACCCUUUGCGGAGCAUGUAUUGGGGUAUUGGAAGGCAAACUUAGACAGACCAAAGAAUGUGUUAUUUUUGAAAUAUGAAGACAUGAAAGAGGAUGUCUUUUCUCACACCAAAAGGUUGGCCGAGUUCUUGGGAUGUCCAUUUUCUGCCAUGGAAGAGAAACAAGGGGUUAUACAAGAAAUAUGCGGGUUGUGUAGUUUUGAGAAUUUGAAGGAUUUGGAGGUGAACAAGAGUGGUAAACGUCCCUCCGGGGUUCCAAAUUCCGCCUUUUUCAGGAAUGGUAAGGUGGGAGAUUGGGGAGAUCAUCUGAGUCCUUCAAAGGCUGAAUACUUGGAGAAGUUAAUUGAAGAAAAGCUGAGUGGUUCAGGUUUAACCCUGAAAAUUUGUCCCAAGUUCCAAAAGGAGGACGAGUGUAAGCCUAGCUCUGAGACGGGGGCAUAAUCAUCUCAGCAUGGAGCUUCAGGACUUGGUAUUGUCUGGAUACGUCUAAGUUCUUCUUUGUCUAGCUUUGUUGCGUGGAAAUGAGAAAAUUUAGCCUUAGAUGUUUACUUUUAGCUCUCGUUGCCAUUUUCAUGUUUUACUACGCUUUACAUUUGGUUCAGUUCGUUUUUGUUUGUGUUGUCAUGUUAUCUGUAUGGCAAUUAAUUAAGGGAAGUUGGCUAAUAAUGUUUGUCGUCUUGCAUGCUUCCCUGGAGAAUUAAUAUCUAUGGUUUGUAUUAA